GAAGUUGGACGAAUCCUGAAUUUACCACCCGGCGUUCCAGGAGGCAAUACCCAGUGGUCUGACCGUUGCUGUCCCUGUGGGUCCUGACCUGGGCCCUCCUGUUCCCUGGAGGAUCCGUCACUUGCUCUUCCGGAAUUAGAAACCACCGAGGGAUCUCUCCUCCCCGAGUCCUUGCAAGCCUUGCUCGUCUGGAGAGUAGCUCUUGGCCAAGAUUUGACAGCAGAGAGCCAUGGACCAGAACAGCGCAGGGGAGGAGGGUGCCCUUCCAUCCGAGAUACACCUCUCUUCAUUUUCUGAGAGUCAAGGACUCAACUGCAUCAAUGCCCUCAACCAGGAUCUGGGUCCCAGCUCCCGAGACCUGCUCUAUGCUGGCCUGAGUCGUUUGGACAUGGACCCCAGCCUCCCAGCACCCAAUGUGCCCAGCAAGGUGCUGGAGGACAACUUGGAUGCUUUCUCCCUGUACUCUGGGGAGGACCGUGACUCCGUGAAGCUGCUGGAGAAGUAUGCAGACCCAGCAUCUCAGGCUUCUUUACAGGACCUGAGGCUGGGCAAGCUUCCGGUCCCUAAAGAGGCUGACGAAGGAGGCAGGGCCACCUCCAGGAGCGCAGGGAAAGAAGAGCAGCAUCACACUUGGCCUCAGAAGCUGCUUCUGGAUUGCAGCGUCUGCGGGAAGGUUUUCAGCAGCACCAGCUCUCGGAGCAAGCACUACCUCACGCACAGCCAGGAACGGAAACACAUUUGCGGAAUCUGCAGCAAGGCCUUUAAGCGCAAGGACCACCUGACUAGGCACAUGCUCACCCACCAGAAGACCAAGCCCUUUGCGUGUAGGGAGCAGGGCUGCAGCAAGAGCUACUGUGAUGAUCGCUCCCUGCGCCAGCACUACGAGGUCCAGCACGGCUUGUGCGUCCUGAAGGAGGCCCCCCCUGAGGAAGAAGCCUGUGGGGACUCCUCUCCUGCCCACGAGGGGGCCGGCCAGCCUGCUGCGGAUGGCCUGCGGUCCCUGAUGCCUCCAGAAGCCAGGUCCUCAGGCCCCCUUUUGCCCAACCGAGAGCCCCUGCGCUCUAUUGUAAGCAGCAUGGUCCACCAGGAGAUCUCUUCUCUCGGCCCAGUCCUGGCCGGGCCCUCAGAUGACGGGGAAGGGAAAAACACAGCCUGUCCCUCCCCACCCUCACUGGGGCCUUACACCUGCACCCCAGCGGCCCCAGGGACCCUGGGCACUGAUGUUCCUGAGGAGUGUCAUCCCCUGUGGAAGGAGCCUGCCACUGGGUUCACAGCCAUUCACUCCAGGGUAGCAGAGGAUGGUGGUCCACACCCAGCUGAGUUGGAGCGGCCACCCCAGCAACUGCCCACCCUGGAGAGCUGGCAGGAGGCUGGGCCUUCGGUGGACCCCCCACAGGACUCAAAGCCCAAGCUGACGAUAUCCAACAGGAUCCAGGAUGGAAAUACCUACCGGCUCCCCGAUCCAGUGAAGGAGGAGAGCAUGGCAGCAGGCAGAUGUGACAAGUGGCUGUCACCUCAAAGGAAGCAGGACCAACAGGUGAAGGUGCGCGUGCAGGACAAGACAGACAGCGAGGAGAGUAGCCAGCCCAGAAAGCGGAGAAAGUGCCUGCGGCCCAAGGCAUCGUUCCUGCCUCCCGCUCCUUAUGCCUUUGGGGAGCCGGGCCCCGAAGGAGGCCACCAGAGCUGCCUGUGGUUUCCGGUGCUCCUGGUGGACCACUCCCUGCAGGGACUGUUCCAGUGGUCUCCCAGUAUGCUGCCCCUGGAUGAUUCUGACAAAGUCAUCGGCAGCAAGCUUGAUCAAGUGGAUGACUGUUUUGGCAUCUGUGCAAUCGAGAAUGACACCAAGCCCAGCAUUAGACCACACAUCAGGAUAGGAAGCGAGUUUCAGGCCGAGAUCCCGGAGCUCCAGGAGCGCCCUACGGCCGAGACCGGUGAAUAUGGAGCUUCUCUGGGAGCUGUGAGGGAGACAGGGACAAGGAGCCCCUCUGUGUGCUUUUGGGGACGUCUCCUCCCGGCAUUCACUGACUCCCUGUGUCUCCCCUUUCUCAUACUCUUCUGGGGACAUUUGCUGGGAACAGUUACUGAGCUCUGCAAGAUGGCGUCCAGCGCGAUGCCAGGAGGGGGCACCAACCUGGAGCUCGCUCUGCACUGCCUGCACGAGGCCCAGGGCGACGUCCCGGUGGCCCUAGAGACCCUGUUACACGGAGGACCCCAGAAGCCGCUGACUCACCCUCUUGCCAACUAUCACUACGCAGGUUCAGACGUCUGGACCUCCCAGGAGAAGAUUCUGUUUAAUAAGGCAUUCCAGGCUCAUAAGAAGAACUUCCACUUGAUACACAAGAUGGUAAGGUGUAUGUGGGUGGGCUGGUGUAGACAAGGCCUCGACUCACACCACUGAGCCGAGCUAGAGCUGGAGGGCCUAUCGGGGUGACACGCUGUUCACACUGUAAACAGUUGGUAAUUUAAAAAAGCCACUGAUGUGAACAACUCCAGACAGUACAGGAAUGCCAUCACGUGCUCAAAGCCCUCCGCACCCAUCCCCGUCGUCCUACUUCUGAAUGAUGACCUCUGAC
Molecule: messenger RNA, 2573 nt
Organism: Manis pentadactyla (Chinese pangolin)
Lineage: Eukaryota; Metazoa; Chordata; Mammalia; Pholidota; Manidae
Product: zinc finger protein 541-like
Exons: 13
Coding region: 230-2398 (722 amino acids)
Biological process (GO): regulation of transcription by RNA polymerase II; negative regulation of DNA-templated transcription
Cellular component (GO): histone deacetylase complex; transcription regulator complex
Molecular function (GO): transcription corepressor activity
Source: RefSeq, a predicted model, not a curated record